AUGGCAUCGGCGGAGGAAGUUCAGAAAGCGCAGCGCGCUCGAGGUCCAGCAAUGGUUCUAGCCAUUGGCACUGCAGUUCCUGUAAAUUGUUUCUACCAGGCUGACUAUCCUGAUUACUUCUUUCGAGUCACCAACACCGAGAACUUAACUGAGCUAAAAGAGAAGUUCGAGCGCAUAUGUCAAAAAUCAAAGAUCAAGAAACGUUACAUGCAUCUGACGGAAGAAAUGAUCAAAGAAAACCCUGAAAUUGGUACCUAA
Molecule: messenger RNA, 258 nt
Organism: Dovyalis caffra
Lineage: Eukaryota; Viridiplantae; Streptophyta; Magnoliopsida; Malpighiales; Salicaceae
Source: the annotation of a GenBank genome assembly